AUGGGUGUGCCACCACCGAUCAUGCCGAACUGGGCCAUCGAACGAAACGAAGGUGUAUGUUCCAGCUCGAAAAGUCUCCUUCUUCGAGAGUCGAACCUCGCAAAGUCGGCCGUGUUUGCGCUCAGCUACUUCUGGCUGCGCGACAUGGGUACCGUGAAGGGCAAGGUUUACGAACUUAACAUCGGUCACUGUAGUGUUGUCCAGUGGGAGCAGUACUAUCGCGACGUCUGCGCCGAGCAUUACAGAAGGAAUCCUCCAGUUAUUGGUGGGUUCGGAUGUACAGUGGAGAUUGACAUAACGCUGGUGGCGAGAAGGAACUAA
This is a messenger RNA of Haemonchus placei, 321 nucleotides long. The record is from the annotation of a GenBank genome assembly. Lineage: Eukaryota; Metazoa; Nematoda; Chromadorea; Rhabditida; Trichostrongylidae.